GGAAGUGAAAAAUGCGUAUCCCGGCGGCCUCUUAGCAACGCGAGGGGGGCGGGGGGUAGGUGGUCAAGUGACACAACCAGCUGACUCCAGUAGGGGAAGCUACUGUGGCUGCAUCUGUAGCUACCACGCCUGCCGGGCCGGGAACCCGAGCCGCACCGUCGUCGUCAGAAUGUCGGGCAAAGAUCGAAUAGAAAUCUUUCCCUCGCGAAUGGCACAGACCAUCAUGAAGGCUCGAUUAAAAGGAGCACAGACAGGUCGAAACCUCCUGAAGAAAAAAUCUGAUGCCUUAACGCUUCGAUUUCGACAGAUCCUAAAAAAGAUCAUAGAGACUAAAAUGUUGAUGGGUGAAGUGAUGAGAGAAGCUGCCUUUUCACUUGCUGAAGCCAAGUUCACAGCAGGGGACUUCAGCACCACAGUUAUCCAAAAUGUAAAUAAAGCCCAAGUGAAGAUUCGAGCAAAGAAAGAUAAUGUAGCAGGUGUUACUUUGCCAGUGUUUGAACAUUACCACGAAGGAACUGACAGUUAUGAACUGACUGGUUUAGCCAGAGGUGGGGAACAAUUGGCUAAAUUAAAGAGGAAUUAUGCCAAAGCAGUGGAACUACUGGUGGAACUCGCCUCGCUGCAGACUUCCUUUGUUACUUUGGAUGAAGCUAUUAAGAUUACCAACAGGCGUGUAAAUGCCAUUGAACAUGUCAUCAUUCCCCGGAUUGAACGUACUCUUGCUUACAUCAUCACAGAGCUGGAUGAGAGAGAGCGAGAAGAGUUCUAUAGGUUAAAGAAAAUACAGGAGAAGAAAAAGAUUCUCAAGGAAAAAACUGAGAAGGACUUGGAGAAACGGAGGGCAGCUGGAGAGGUGACGGAGCCUGCCAACCUCCUGGCUGAAGAGAAGGAUGAGGAUCUUCUGUUUGAAUAACCCUUCCUGCUCUGGUUCUUUCCGAAGUCCUAACAUGGCACCGUUUUUGUUCAGUGUAUAGGUUUGGUUCAUGUGGCUGCUUACUUUUUGGCCUAAGAGUUUCACUGGUUGUAAAAUUUCCCUGAUGUCCAUUUAUUGGAUUACCUUUGCAAAAUCCUAAUUUAGCAGCCAUUUAUCACAGAUGAUAUUUAGAGAACUGGCCCAGGAACUUGUAGAAUUUACGCUGCAGAAGUGUCACCCUUCUCCAUCUGUAUCUGGUCACAGGUGAUCGGCUUACCAAGCAUAUUAGGAAAUCCCCCUUAGGAAGCAGCAGUGGUCUCAGGCCAACUACUGUUGGUGCACCCUUCAUUCCCACCCACCCGCACCCCCGGGGCCCUGCCAUCUGCAGCCUUCUGUGUUCCCGCGGUAUUUCUCUCCUCAAGCUUUAGGAGAGACUUCACUUAUUUUACUUUGCAUGACAGGUCUCUGUUCUGUCUAUCAUGGAGCAGUUUUGCCAAUUUGAAUGUGACUAUGGUAUAAAUAGUAAAAUGAUUAAAAA
This is a messenger RNA of Molossus molossus (Pallas's mastiff bat), 1451 nucleotides long. It is a transcript of the gene ATP6V1D, whose product is annotated as ATPase H+ transporting V1 subunit D. Gene Ontology annotation, molecular function: proton-transporting ATPase activity, rotational mechanism. Lineage: Eukaryota; Metazoa; Chordata; Mammalia; Chiroptera; Molossidae. The transcript has 9 exons. Bases 170 to 913 code for a protein of 247 amino acids. Gene Ontology annotation, cellular component: proton-transporting V-type ATPase complex. The record is from RefSeq and is a predicted model, not a curated record.